AUGGCCUCUUCCGACAAGCUGGACCAGCCAAUCGCCCUACGGCAAAUGUCCCAUCAGAGUUACAUCACGCGCCAGAAAGAGGAUUGGGCUGGUGUCACAGAUUCAAAGGAGAGGAGAAGAUUACAGAACAGAUUGAACCAGAGGGCCUGGCGCAAAAGGAACUUGAAGCAGGGUGCCAAGGAACGGUCCACUGAAGGGGCCACCGAUGUGGGAGAAAGAGCAAUGAAUGAGCAACUCACUACGACUACUGUGCGUCAAAGACGCGCUCUUCUGAAAGAUUUUGCUUUGGAUGCCCUGCACAGUUAUGUGACAAACCAGCCCAAUACGGAUCAGCUCAUGAGAGUGAUCCAAUUGAAUACAAUUAAUGCUAUGACAUCGAACGCCACAGCCCUUAAACUACCAGUCGAUUGGCUCAUCUGCCAUUCUAUCUCGCCAUUUGGGUUCACAGGGCCGACAAGAUCCACAGAUCUUGUAACUCCCUCCGGCCCCCCGUCGUUGGUUCCGACAGACCUCCAGCUGAGAACCCCACAUCACCCUUGGAUCGAUCUGUUCCCCCUGGCUAGGAUGCGAGAUAAUCUACUGGUGGUAACACAUGUAUUUCAAAUCUUGACCGAAGACGACGAAGAACAACUGUGGGCCGACCUUGUGGAAUGGGGAGGUAACGGUACGGAGGGUGCUGGCUUAAUUGUUUGGGGCGAACCAUCAGAUCCUCGUAACUGGGAAGCAACAGUACCUUUCCUUAAAAGAUGGGGGUGGCUUUUGCAAGGUUGCAGCGAAAUUCUGGAAGCGACAAAUUACUGGCGACACAGUAGAGGUGAGGGACGCCUUCGCUUUUAG
Penicillium brevicompactum is the source of this 837-nucleotide messenger RNA. Its product is annotated as DUF3425 domain-containing protein. The record is from RefSeq and is a predicted model, not a curated record. Lineage: Eukaryota; Fungi; Ascomycota; Eurotiomycetes; Eurotiales; Aspergillaceae. The coding region runs from base 1 to 837 and encodes 278 amino acids. The transcript is spliced from 2 exons.